Molecule: messenger RNA, 3531 nt
Organism: Ricinus communis (castor bean)
Lineage: Eukaryota; Viridiplantae; Streptophyta; Magnoliopsida; Malpighiales; Euphorbiaceae
Product: ATP-dependent DNA helicase homolog RECG, chloroplastic
Exons: 18
Coding region: 224-3304 (1026 amino acids)
Biological process (GO): DNA repair; DNA recombination
Molecular function (GO): ATP binding; DNA helicase activity; nucleic acid binding
Source: RefSeq, a predicted model, not a curated record
AUAUUUUUCAAAAUGAGUUGGGCAGGGCCGCAAGGAAAGGGUUUUUGGGCUUUACUCUAAUAGCUCUCCCGCCUGUCGAAGCCGGAAGCGAGAAACUCUUACCUUUGUCGCUUCCACAAUCUCUACACAGCACUCACUCUUCGCUAGCACAAGGUUUUGUUGACAUAUUGUGCUGUUAUAGGAAUGUCCAACUCAUGCUGCUGUGAGGUUGUUUUAGUUUCACAUGGCACUGAGAAUAUCAGAUGUACACGCAUUUGGCCAUAUUUUAUUUCAGUGUAGCAGUGGGAAACAAUUGAGAAGUGUAAUUGGGCUCAAAUCUGAAAGGGUAAUUCGAAAUGCUUUUGGUAGAAGAAUGAGGUUCUGUCAUUCGUUAUUAAAUAUAUCAAGACUACAUAUACGAUUCAAGCAUAAUUUUGCAGAGAAGCUGUUGGAUCAAGCAUAUAAGUAUGACAUGCCAAGUGUAUCUGACCGGUCAAAGUUGCUUAACAAGGUAACGGCGCUGGUGGAUUAUGAUGGUUUUCAUGAUUUGAUUGAGAAUGGGAAAGCUGGAGAGCAAUCUGGUCAGGAUCUCAAAGAUGCUACUGAUGAUUUUGAUGUUUCUUUGGCUUGUAAAAGAUUUCCUUCCAUAACUUUGGGUAGUUCUCCUCCUGUGGAAUUAUACGAUGAGACUACAAAGCCCCUGGAAAUGAAGACCCUUCUAGCUGCUGAAAGUUAUAAAGAAUUUGUCUCAGAUGCUCUGGGUAUGAAAUGGGUUGACUCUGAUGGUUUUUAUGAACAGUGGACUUCAGCAGACGCCGUUCCAAGUGAGAACUACUCCAUACCAAAAGCAGAAAAAGAUGAGAGUGCAUGCAUGACUACAGAAUCAAGAGAAGAGAAAACAUAUUUAUUAGAAGAACUGAAAGAGGAAAGUGUCAACAGCUUAUCUGUACAUUCUGAGGACGUGACUGCAGAAACAAAAGAAAAAAUAGAUAAUAUAUUUAGCAUGCAGGAGACUUCUAACAAAAAGGUGGGUGAAUCACUACUAAGUGCUGCAUUUCUUGAUACACCUGUCAGUUGCAUUCCUGGAUUAAGCAAGAGACAACACCAUCAGCUGGAAAACUGUGGAUUUCACACGUUACGAAAGCUGCUGCACCAUUUUCCUCGCACAUAUGCUGAUUUGCAGAAUGCACUAGUUGGAGUUGAUGAUGGACAGUACUUGAUUUCUGUUGGGAAAAUUUUAUCUUCUAGGGGAGUUAGAGCCAGUUAUUCCUUUUCAUUUCUUGAAGUAGUUGUGGGUUGUGAGGUUGCAAUUGAUGAAUCUCAGCAUAAUACUAUUGACACUGAUAGUGGAGAAACGAGAACCAUUUAUCUGCAUCUCAAGAAAUUUUUUCGUGGUGUUCGUUUCACUAAUCAACCUUUUCUGAAAAGUCUUGCAAACAAGCAUAAGUUGGGAGAUGUUGUUUGCAUUAGUGGUAAGGUUAAGACUAUGAGUACCAAAGAUCACUAUGAAAUGAGGGAAUAUAAUAUUGAUGUGCUAAAGGAUGAUGAUGUUUCAUCACUUCAUCCAGAAGGGAGACCAUAUCCUAUAUAUCCUUCAAAAGGAGGCUUAAAUCCUGAUUUUCUUCGAGACAUUAUUGCAAGAGCUCUACAAGCCUUGGGUCCUGGUAUUGAUCCUAUUCCAAAAGAAAUCAUUCAGGACUUCAGACUCUUACAUCUUCAUGAUGCAUAUACCGGGAUUCACCAACCAAGAAACGUGGAGGAAGCUGAUUCAGCUCGUAGAAGGCUUAUAUUUGACGAGUUCUUUUAUCUACAGUUAGGACGCUUGUUCCAAAUGCUUGAAGGUCUUAGUACUCGAACGGAGAAAGAUGGAUUACUGUUGAAGUAUAGAAAACCUGAACUAAAUGCUCUUUAUGUGGAGAAUUGGUCCAGUCUUACCAAGAAAUUUUUGAAGGCUCUUCCAUAUUCCCUAACUUCUAGUCAGCUCAAUGCUGUGUCAGAGAUUAUAUGGGAUCUAAAGCGACCUGUCCCUAUGAAUCGACUUUUGCAGGGUGAUGUUGGAUGUGGGAAAACGGUCGUAGCUUUUUUGGCAUGCAUGGAAGUUAUUGGCUCAGGUUAUCAGGCAGCUUUCAUGGUUCCAACUGAGUUGCUUGCUAUCCAGCAUUACGAGCACUUGCUUAAAUUGCUAGAGACUAUGGAGGAAAAUCAAUCAAAGCCUUCCAUUGCUCUACUAACAGGUUCAACACCAUUAAAACAGUCGCGGAUGAUUCGUAAGGAUCUUCAAAGUGGAGAUAUCUCCAUGGUCAUUGGAACCCACAGUUUAAUAUCUGAAAAUGUAGAAUUCUCUGCUUUACGCAUAGCUGUGGUGGAUGAGCAACAUCGAUUUGGUGUCAUCCAAAGAGGACAAUUUAACAGUAAGUUGUAUUAUACUUCUUUACGUUCGAGAAUGGCAGUAACAACUUCAAUUGGAUCCUCAAAAGGUGAUGUGUAUAUGGCCCCUCAUAUUCUUGCUAUGUCAGCCACUCCCAUCCCAAGGACGCUAGCAUUGGCAUUGUAUGGGGACAUGUCCUUAACACAAAUAACUGACUUACCUCCUGGAAGAAUUCCAGUUGAAACACACAUCAUUGAAGGAAAUAGCCAAGGUUUUGAGGAUAUAUACAAGAUGAUAUUAGAUGAAUUAGAAGCUGGAGGAAGAGUAUAUCUUGUGUACCCAGUCAUUGAACAAUCUGAGCAGCUGCCUCAGCUUCGUGCUGCUUCUGCUGAUCUUCAAGCCAUAUCAGACAGGUUCCAACGUUUCAAUUGCGGAUUGCUACAUGGUAGAAUGAAGAGUGAUGAAAAGGAUGAAGCAUUGAGACGAUUUAGAUCUGGAGAAACCCAGAUUCUUCUUUCGACCCAAGUAAUUGAAGUUGGUGUAGAUGUUCCAGAUGCAUCCAUGAUGGUUGUCAUGAAUGCUGAGAGAUUUGGAAUUGCUCAGUUACAUCAACUGAGAGGACGAGUUGGACGUGGAGAAAGGAAGUCCAAAUGCAUAUUAUUAGGAUCCACAAGCAGUAGCCUUAACCGUUUAAAGGUCCUAGAGAAGUCAUCGGAUGGUUUUCACCUGGCAAAUGCUGAUCUUCUUCUACGUGGACCUGGUGACUUGCUUGGCAAAAAGCAAUCAGGACACCUUCCAGACUUUCCUAUUGCAAGGUUAGAGAUAGUUGGGAAAAUUUUGCAAGAAGCACAUGAUGCUGCGUUGAAAGUUCUAGGUGAUUCUCAUGAUUUAGAGCGAUUUCCGGAACUCAAGGCAGAGCUUAGCAUGCGGCAACCACUUUGUCUUCUUGGAGAUUGAUAUGUAGCUGUGAGCCUGUGAGACAACUCCAAGUCCAUGUUGCAGACGACACUUGUUGCAUGUAUGAUGAAUCAAGAACUUUGGUAUCCUCCUCAUUUCUUGAUCAGCUUUGUAUAUUUUCUCUUUAGUUGGAAACUUCUGUGAUUUUGCUUCAGGCAAUUAUUCUUGUAAUUUGUACCUCUUAUGUAAAUGUUGUAAUGAUAGUUUCAAAGAGAAUUCCUUUUCUA